Molecule: messenger RNA, 819 nt
Organism: Eremothecium gossypii ATCC 10895
Lineage: Eukaryota; Fungi; Ascomycota; Saccharomycetes; Saccharomycetales; Saccharomycetaceae
Gene: GLD1
Product: Gld1p
Exons: 1
Coding region: 1-819 (272 amino acids)
Source: RefSeq, marked provisional
AUGGAUAGCUCCAUAAGCAGCGCGACUCCGGUCUGCUCUAUCGGACCGUUCCGGCAACAGUUGGUGGAACAUAUAGGGUUACUGGGGUACACAGUGAUAGUGCUCAGCUACAUCAAGUUCGGCGGGAGCAUCGUGGUUUUUCUCUUCCGGCUCUUGCUCCAGUCUGCGCUCCUGUCGCCGUUCCCCAACCGGCAACAGCUGGUGCUUCGAUUUGGCGGUGCGAGCGGGAGGACGGAAGGGGAGGACGAGCAGACGCCGGGGCGCGGGGCGCGGGGCGCGGAGGCGGAGGCCGAGGACAUGACGAAGGAGUUCCUGCAGCGGAUACAAUGCGCACUUUUCCACGCGGCGUUCACGUUCAACUGCUUGGCGCUGGUAACGUGGAUAAUAUGGCCUGCGGACUUCCAGGAGCUACUUGGGAUGUACCGCUACGAGGGCUACCCCGGGCCUGCCAACACACCGUUACCGCUCGACAACUACGUCAUGCAAGGCGAGUGGCAUGGCAAGUGGUUUUUCCAGCUGAUCGGCGAGGCCGUGCCGGCGUCGAACAUAGGCGGCAACCUGAUGGCGGUGACGUACCAGUUGUUGAUUCUCUGCCUGCAGUUCGGGUUGUACAUGCUCUCCUGUGUAUACUUUUCCCCGCUGACAAAGACGCAGCUGCCGGGGUAUGAUGGCUCCGGCUGCACCCAGCCGGCCGGCGAGGGCCGCAUAAACGUAGCGCACAUCAACCCCGUGGAGGUGUUCCGAGUUAUUCAUGGGACCACGGCCCAUUUCCGCCAGGGUGCCGGCGCGCGGAACGCCUCACCCACCUCAAUGGUCUGA